AUGAGAGAAACCAAGCUUCACAUUCCCAUGACCACCGCCACGGGCGAGACCAUCGGCAUUGUCGGAAUCUUGGCUCAGAUCGCUCUGCCACCUCACAAUCCACAGGAACACGAACCACAUCCCAUGUACACCUCGCGUUCGACCACUGCAUCCAUCGAACCUCUUGAUCGAUCACAUUACGACAGCCGAUCAGACAUUUCGAACGAUCCCACCGCGUCCAAUCUCUUGCAAAGCAAUCACAACCGAUAUUCCUCUCGCAUCAUUGAAGAUGAUCCCGCCACAAUGCAAAGACUGCGACACAAGGACCAGGCGUUCAAACGUCGAGGCUACCCCAUCUAUCCUAUCGAUAAGCGAGACACACGAGGUCUCAAGAUUGCUAUCAUUCUUCACGGACUCUUGGCGCAUAAGGAUCAGAUCUACCACAAGCAACUUGCACGUGCACUUCCCGUCGACUCCUUCCGAUUCGAUUUCCGCGCCAAUGGAGAAACUCCGGGAACUUGGUCGAUGGGAAACCUGGCUGACGAUGUGGAAGAUCUCGUCGCGGUGGUGAAUUACUUGCGGACGAAGCUGGAGUACACGGUUGAAAUCAUCAUCGGACACAGUCGAGGCGGAUUGGACGGUUUUGCUUGGUUCGCAAAACACUGUCCGGAUGCCCUCCCACCUUCGCUUCGCGUACCCUUCUUCGUGGGACUGAGCGCUCGAUUCAACAUGGCCAACAUACACGAACGAGAUCCAGUCUACCUAUCAGCUUUCGCAAAAGAAGGGUUCUUCCGUUGGCAAGCACGCGUCGCCGGACAACAAAAGGAGUUGCACGUAUACCCAGAACAGGUGGAACAGUUUGCUGCAUGGCCAACGCGAGAGAUCGCUCUCGCUUUCCCAUAUCAUACCGACGUACUCUUGAUACACGGCACAGCGGACAAAUCCGUCCCAGCGUCUGACGUUACAAGUUAUGGCAACAUCCUAAGCGGUGUUCACAGGAGACCGGGCAGCUGCUCGAUCAAAUUGAUCGACCAUGCAGAUCAUUUGUUCAGAGGUUUCUACCCGCAGGUGGUCGAGGCGAUCGUCGAGUGGUUAGCGGAACGAUCGGAACUGACGAAGAUGGGGCUGAGCGCUGCAGCCAUUAGGGACAAGGAGUCGUUGGGAUUGGCCAGGUUCGAUCCGAACCAUUACGGUCAAGGCAGGGUGGUGGGCAGCCAAGUAUGGGACAACAAUCUCGCAGAGAGAAGAGCAAAGGAUGCAGCCGCUCAGGCGUCGCCAUGGCUGGACAAUAGCGGAACGAAGGCGGCUGAGGGUGUGUCGCCGUAUCAGAGGUACCUUGCUGCCAGCGUCGGUGGCCAGAGUCAACAGCAGCAGCAGGGUGAGGAACCGCCGAAGCAAAAGACCGAACUGGAGCAAGUUAAGGAGGCAGAGGAGGAUGCGGCAAAUACGACAAGAAGCCUCUCUGCGCUCGACCCGGCGAUGGAAGACACGGAAGAAGUUACCCCGGUGCCGCAGACACGCGCGGCCACUUUUUCUCAAGCACGGCUCAAUGCUGCAACUUCCAAGGUCGCUUCACCGUCUACGGACAGGUCGGCGCCCGUCCACAUCUCAAGAGACCUGCCCUCAAAAGCAGCUCCUACAGUCUCAGCAGACGACAACAGAGGUGUCUCGGCGCGCAUCUCGGUCUCACCUCCAAGGGCGAAAUCACGCUUGUAA
This is a messenger RNA of Pseudozyma hubeiensis SY62, 1695 nucleotides long. Its product is annotated as ectomycorrhiza regulated esterase. The coding region runs from base 1 to 1695 and encodes 564 amino acids. Lineage: Eukaryota; Fungi; Basidiomycota; Ustilaginomycetes; Ustilaginales; Ustilaginaceae. The transcript has a single exon. The record is from RefSeq and is a predicted model, not a curated record.